Messenger RNA from Protopolystoma xenopodis, 651 nucleotides. The record is from the annotation of a GenBank genome assembly. Lineage: Eukaryota; Metazoa; Platyhelminthes; Monogenea; Polystomatidea; Polystomatidae.
AUGCCUUGGCACUUGAUUGUGGGCUUGAUUGUUUCUGACACUGAGUAUGAGCGCUCGUCUCGCCGAUUUUCAACUCUGAUCCGGCGCCCGAAAAAAAGCAGUUCUACAGUUGGCUCGCUUGGCCGCAGUUCCACUUUCGCCUCCUCUAGAGGAUCUCAUCAACUCCCGCCUUCCACAAACAGUUCGAUUAAUCUACAAAAUUCCUACAAUAGGCAAUCUGGACUUGUUGAACCAAUCCGUAAUGGCUAUGCGACUUUGCCUCCACCUUCAUUCAAAGGCUCUUCUCCUCGAGACACGUCUGUAUACGAUUCCAGGCCGAAGUCUAGCUCUUUAGGUAUUUUCUCUGGCAGACCGCCUAAGAAGAAGUCGCGUGUUAUCUUCCUCAUCGACAGCCUGGUAUCUGGAGGCCCUGCUGACCAAGACGGACGCAUUAGUGUUGGCGACCGCCUUCUGCGUGUCAACGAUCGUAAGCUGGAGAAGGUUUCAUUUGUUGAAGCCAUAGCUGAACUAAACACCUCGCCUUGCGGAGUGCCUUGCCUCUUGGUACUCGGAAAGAUGAAACUGCAUACCAAUCGACGCAUCGUAGAUCAGGCAAUGAGUCUCCAGGUCCCACAAUUAUCCUUUUUGUUAUUGCUUUUAUUUCUUCUUUGA